UUUCUCCCCUUUUUGUUUCCCCUUACCAAAAUGCACAGAUCUUGGAGUUUAAACAAGCCCCAGAAAUUACUGAAGGUGGAAUCCUCAUUAUCUCCAAUUCUCUCUCUUCUGGCUGUUAUUUUUGAAGAAAUUGUGGAGGAUUGUAUCAAGUGUGGUGGACUUUACUUCUUUGAAUUCAUAAGCUGCAGUGCCUUUCUUUUGAGCCUCCUGAUCCUCUGUGUGUAUUGCACUGAUGUGUAUGAAACAUUUGGGGAAGAUAAAGUACAGAGAAUGAAUUUUUGGGCCAUGCCAGUCAUAGGUGUCUGUUUUCUGUUAGCAUCAAUAGUGCUUGUUGCAACCAGCUCUGGGUCUACUAUUGAACGAGCGGCAUGGGCAUUUGGAUUUCUUGCAAGUGGUGCAUUUUUUGCUGAAAUUAUUACAGACCUUUUUCACAGUUGGAAACAAAACGUUGACAGAUGCUCUGAAAAUCCCGGCAACACUCAGAGUGCCACAGAAAAUCAGCCACUGAAUAAGCAAAGCUAACUUUCUGGAAUAAUUUCUCUUUUUUUUGAAUGGAGCAAACUAAAAUGAACUUUCAGUGCACUGUAGGUAACAACUUCUGUCUCUUCCUUCUAAUCCAUUUUGUAUGCAUUGCUCACCAUAAAUUUUUAUCGAUCCUUAGGUCAAGUAAUGGCAUCUUGAGCAUCAUGUUCUAAGGUAACUGGUCCUGCUUAGUAACUGGUCCUGCCACCUGUCCAGGUGCCAUACACUAAAAAAAAGUGUGUCUAAAUAGAAUAACUUAAAGGACAACAGCAUGCUUUGAUUUUGACAAAGGUGACUAAUAAAGGUUAACGUGUGAUGCAUAAAUUCUGAACUAUACCCUAAAGAUAAUUUCUGUAUAAAUGGACCAGAUACUUCUGUUACAAGUUAUUUAUGAGUACAGCAGAGUUUGUUCUUGUACUUACUGGUCAAACUGUGAAUGUAAAAGGGAUACCUAGUUGGAGCCUUACAGAAAUGCUUAUAUAAGGCUUGGCUUUGUUUUGGUUUUACUCUUCAUAUGUCUCAGCUCUAUCAGUUUACUGGAAUAGCAAGUGUAGGGGUUUUAUGGGAAGGGUAAUGUAAUUGUAUACUAAGGAGACAGUUUUGCACCCCAUGAUUGUCAAAGUUUGGACUCGUAUGCCAGAAUCUUCUUUCAGAUUGUUUCAAAUGCUAUAAAAGUUGCAGGGAGAAACUUGAAAAGCUGCCUGUGAGAGAAAGAAGAUGAAGAAUAAAUAUUUUCACGAAGUAACCCCAGAAGUAGCAAUUUGAGCCUCAAUUGGAAAAACAUGACAGCACGUUGGUUCUAGACUGGUGAAUGUUACUUGUGAGGUUAAUACCGUAUGCAGCCUGUUUAUGCAUAGUUAAUGGUAAGUUUUGCCAGAAUGGUUAUGGACCCCACCAUUCUUUUUUUCUAAAUAUAUAGCACUAGCUUAAGACUUCUUGCUGUUGACUAGCUCAAUUGGUAAACAGGUAAAUAAGCACUUGUAUCCUUGAUUUGUCUUAAAAGCAACAGGCUGUAGGACUGCAAGAAACACUGCUGAUGCAACAUGUAUCAGACAAAUGACAGACGUAUCAGACCAGAUGUUGAUGGCUGUAAAAGAAAUGAAGUGGUGAAAAGGCAUUUUUCAGAUAUCUUGAGGUAAAAGCAAGACUGCUAAUCUUCACUUAAAGGAAAGCCUUUAAAACUAGAGCAAAGUGCUGUAAGUCAUGAGAUGUUCCAAAAUACCAAAGCAAAUUAGAAAAAGCUGAUUAUGCAAAAACAAUUCUUGUUUGAGUGUUCAUGGCAUUUGCCAUGUCUUCCAGGCAUUAACUCCAUUUCAUCAAUACCCUAGUCUGACGAAUUUAUAGUUCUAUAGCCUGUUGGGGCAGCAUUGAGACUAAGCUAUCCAGAAAUUGGCUGAGCAAGCUGUAUUUGGAAAAGGAUGAGGAAGCUGUCGUAAGACAAAGGACUGUAAAAGAAGGUCACAGGUUUUUUCCAGCGCUGCCACUUACUGAUGAAUGUGAGUUUGUGAUACUCUCUCUCAAAGGUCUGAGACUUAAGCCUAACACUACACGUUGCUUGGAGGAUGUAAAAUUUUGACAGGUGGUGUGAAGCAUCAAAGAAAACCCAGCUGCAGCUUGGUUUCAGAGCCAUGCAUAAAAGACAUACAUUCCUUCCUAGAAUUUUCAGCUUUGUGAAGAAGAAAUGCCCUUUGGACUGGCUUUCUUUUUCCUUGUAUUUAUUAGUGUCCAUUUGCACUAAAACCGGCUCUCGGUCUAGGCGUCCAGAGCUUGCUGUAGUUGUCUCUGAAAACUGGGUAAAUCAGAGAUGUUUUGUUUACAAGCAGUGCUACUUCUGAUACAAAACUUGCCAUAAUGAGAAAUAGCUCGGCUGUGAUUUGCAGUGUCUUACUUCGGGGAUUGUAUCCAUAUCUAUGAUUAACAUUCUAAGAGGUUUUUUAUUUUUUCUAUUGCCCAGGAUUCUACUGAAUUUGUUUUCACAUCAAAAUGUCUAUAGUAUCUAAAUCUUGAUCUAUAAUUAAAAGUUGUAAAUAUAGUGCAAGAGUAACAAUGUGCUGCUGAUAUUUAUUAAGCAAUGCAGCACCGUGACAGGACUUUUAAGGUAAUUUUUUCUCAGCUUGAAAAUAUGUGAAUAGAUUUCUGUGCUAUGGUUGCUUUUUCUAUAGCCUUUUCCCCACCUAAGUGCUUUGUUAUUGGUGUCCAUUUCUGAAUUGGAGACACUGGUACCAAAAGGGAUCUGUAAAGUCACCUCUCUGCCUUGACCUCCCUAUCUAUGAUAUCUACUGUUGAUACUUCAGAGAAAAACUGACAUACAGAGCAAGUUAUUUUUAUGAAAAGGUUUUACAAAGGAGUUGGUAUCAGAAGUGGUGACUGACUGAGAUCUGACUCCCAUGCUCUGACCAUUAGGCCUUUUGAAACAAACACUGCUAACCUUUGCAGGUUUGAUGGAUUCUCCUACUACAUACAUGCUGGCAUCUCUGGCAUGUUUUGGGUUGUUAGAGUGAGGAGAUUUGGGCAUCUUUAGCUAUUUCAAGCAGGUAGUUUAUACCCAUUCUGUCACCAGCUGUCUGAUCCACGUAUAGAUUUGAGGAUCAGAUUCUAUCUCUGACUGAAAGGGAUGCAAGCGUUGCCAUCAGCUAGUGAAAAUGACAAACAGUAGUCUGGGAAACUGGUUAGCUGUUUUCCUGUAUGUCACAGGAGUUUACUAAUAGGAAUAGUCCUGCUGUUCUUUAAAACAAUACAUAUUGCUCCACUCCUGAUGCUGUUUAGUUGGCAUUAAUCUGUCACAGAGUAGUUAAAUACUACCAGCAAGUCACAUCAUGGUUGUAGGUUUAAGGCAGUUGCUCAAGUGUUGCUUCCAAACCAGUUGUUGGCUAACCAAGUUUCUCUGCAUGGAGGUACUGUUAAUCCUAGGUUUAUAAGUAUGAAGUGUUCUUUUUGUUCUGUUUUAAAGUAGUUGAGAAGCAGAUUUGCUAGUGUGGAUGCUGUUCUCUGCUUCCGUGAGGUCUCUUCCUUAACUGCUUUAUCAGCUUCCUAAGAUAAAGGGGCAGGUGGGUGACCCUCCUAGCUCUUCUGCCCUCACCAGCUAUGUGGGGGAGAGAUAUGCUUGCUGCAGUGUCUGAGCAGGCUGGUCUCCUGCAGUCUUGACAUGACCCCUUUGAUGCUUCUAGUGUCAGAUCUAGGCUUUGAGUGUCUGUCUUUUAAUUAGACUGGUCCCAGAGAAUGGCACUGGAGCUGGAUUAAAUGUCUGGUUUUGCAGGAGCUCUGCGUGUGUGGCUGGAUGUCUCUUACCCCUCCCGUGCUCUGUCAGCAAAGUGGUCUGCUUGUUUCCCAGUCUGCUUCUGAUGAAAUCAGCCUACUUAAUUUAAACCAGCUAUUUAAAUUGCUUACAUUAAGGUGGCUGAUUUUGAGUGAAGUGGAUUAGGGAUUGUUCAGGGGCGUGGUGGGAGCCCUGGUAGGAGUGCUGCUACAAGCAGCUGUCUUAAAUUUCUUCUUCUGUUUGCAAAUAACCAUCUCUGUACAAUCUUAGCUGGUAGUAAAACCUGUGGAAAGAAGGAAAUGGCCCAGUACUUAUACCUGGGGACUGUCUUCUCCCUUCUUCACCACAGUGCUUGGCAGUGGUGUUGUGAGCCUGCUCAGACACAUUAAAAGCUUUGUCUUUUCAGUUGAGCCUGUCAAAAAAUAUUUAAAGGCUCUGCACCCACUUUCAGGCUUUGUUUACAGUGCCUUGAGAAUCAGUGCAGAGGAUUCCCAAGGACAUGUGAGGACUUGCUGUUAGGUGGCUGGACUCUGAGUUUCUCCCCUGAAAAUCUGCACCUGUGUUGUGUAGAUUGUGAAUGCUUAUUUUUGUGUUUGGUGUUUAGCCCAUGUUGAAAUCACAAUGCUGCCAGUGCCCUUUGGGUUCUGGAUAUGGGAAGGAAUUGUGCCUUACUGCUUGCACUCUGUGCUUAAAAAUAGCAGGGAAGGCUUGUGGUCUGUUUCAACAGAGUUCCACAUUUGCACCCUCUAACUGAAAAAGCAGUGAGCUCUCUCACACAGUUCUGAACUCUGCACAAGAUGUUUUUGCAUAAUGGCCAUCAUGGUGAUCCUCAUUAAAAUUUGUGCAAUAAAAAUACCAAGCUUUCUACACUGAAGGGAAAUAAAUACUUUGUGAAAUUUUUGAAAGGUUAUAUAAAAUUGUAACUAAUCAAGAUGCUGGUAGUGCCUUUAAGAUGGAAAUUCAUCUUUGUUUUAAUCUAUUGCUGUAAACAUAAGCAGUUCUCUAGAUGCUACAUUUUAUGCUGUUCAGAACUAUCUAUCACUUCUAAUACCUUUGAGAAUUUAAGUGACUUGAUUAUUAAAUCAGGAUGAUUAUAUAGAUGAUUUAUAUACCUAUAAAAUGAAAAUUUUAUACAGUUUUGUUGCCACUGUUGCCUUGAAUUCACGUUUAAAUAAUUUUGAUAUGCUUAAAUAUUUUU
Molecule: messenger RNA, 4976 nt
Organism: Athene cunicularia (burrowing owl)
Lineage: Eukaryota; Metazoa; Chordata; Aves; Strigiformes; Strigidae
Gene: CMTM6
Product: CKLF like MARVEL transmembrane domain containing 6
Exons: 4
Coding region: 31-522 (163 amino acids)
Cellular component (GO): membrane
Source: RefSeq, a predicted model, not a curated record